This is a messenger RNA of Indicator indicator, 583 nucleotides long. It is a transcript of the gene MARVELD1, whose product is annotated as MARVEL domain containing 1. Gene Ontology annotation, cellular component: membrane. Lineage: Eukaryota; Metazoa; Chordata; Aves; Piciformes; Indicatoridae. Bases 1 to 531 code for a protein of 176 amino acids. The record is from RefSeq and is a predicted model, not a curated record. The transcript has a single exon.
AUGGCCCGCACGGCUCCCCCUGCAGUGCUGCCGCCGCCUCCGGGGCCGCCAGCCCGCGGUUCCCUCAGCCUCCACCGCGCCUACCUGCGAAGCCCGCUGGGCCUGCUACGCCUGGGGCAGCUGGUGCUGGGCGCUGCCUUCUGGGUAACGGUGGCGGCUCACAAGUACGAGGGGGCAGCCCACUUUGCCCUCUUUGCCGCCGUCCUGGUUUGGCUCCUCACCCUGGCCCUCUUUGGGCUGAGCCUGCUGGGGCGCUGGGAGCUGGUGCCCUGGCUGGGCUCGCGCUGGCUCCUCACCAACCUGGUGCACGACCUGGCACUGGGUGUGGGGCUCUACGCAGCUGCUACUGGCAUCAUGGGCUACAAGGCUGGGCGGAAAAGCUAUUGCAACCUGCCGGGAUACAGCCAGCAAUGCCUCUAUGGUGCGUACCUGAGUGCCUCCAUCUGCGGAGGCAUCGCCGCCUUCCUGUACCUCUUCUCUGGGCUCUACUGUCUGUCGCGGCGCUGCCGGGAUCAGCGUGACAUCAUCUGAGACACCUUGUCGCUCAAUUCCCCUUCUUUUCACCCACCAACGGAGCACAGCC